Molecule: messenger RNA, 1285 nt
Organism: Symphalangus syndactylus (siamang)
Lineage: Eukaryota; Metazoa; Chordata; Mammalia; Primates; Hylobatidae
Gene: PLA2G5
Product: phospholipase A2 group V
Biological process (GO): arachidonate secretion; negative regulation of T cell proliferation; lipid catabolic process
Molecular function (GO): phospholipid binding; calcium ion binding
Source: RefSeq, a predicted model, not a curated record
CUGGCCUGCCAGCCCAGUAGCCAGGAGCCCCGGGGAGUCUGAGGCGUGUUUGGAGGCCAGGUCUUGGGAGGUGCCAGGGGUUCAGGUUCAGGUCGCUCUGGCACAAGCGACCGUUCAACUCAGGGACUUGAGACAACAGAGCACUGAAGGGGAGAGCCCCAGGCCUGCCCAGCUAUGGACAAACAAGGACUUUGGAUCCUGGGAGGAAGGGAAUCAGGCAGCUGCCAGCAAGGAACCGCUGAGAAGCCAAAUUAGAAUCAGGCCAUGUCUAGGUUAUAUCAAGUCCUGCUUCUUCACAUAUGCCACCAAAUCUCCGUUUAAGAACCCUGCCCAUUCUCUGGUCCCUUUUAACCAUUUUGCUAAUGGGAACCCCAGAGAUGAAAGGCCUCCUCCCACUGGCUUGGUUCCUGGCUUGUAGUGUGCCUGCUGUGCAAGGAGGCUUGCUGGACCUAAAAUCAAUGAUCGAGAAGGUGACAGGGAAGAAUGCGCUGACAAACUAUGGCUUCUACGGCUGUUACUGCGGCUGGGGCGGCCGAGGAAACCCCAAGGAUGGCACCGAUUGGUGCUGUUGGGUGCAUGACCACUGCUAUGGGCGGCUGGAGGAGAAAAGCUGCAACAUUCGGACACAGUCCUACAAAUACAGAUUCGCGCGGGGCCUGGUCACCUGCGAGCCCGGGCCCUUUUGCCAUGUGCAGCUCUGUGCCUGUGACCGGAAGCUCGUCUACUGCCUCAAGAGAAACCUAUGGAGCUACAACCCACAGUACCAAUACUUUCCCAACAUCCUCUGCUCCUAGGCCUCCCCAGCGAGCUCCUCCCAGACCAAGACUUUUGCUCUGUUUUUCUACAACACAGAGUUCCGACUCUGCCUGGUUCCUGAGAGAGGCUCCUAAGUCACAGAUGUCAGUCUUUCUCAAAGCUUGGAGGACCCCCAGGGCCACACUGUACCCUCCAGUGAGUCCCAGGAGAGUGACUCUGGUCAUAGGACUUGGUAGGGUCCCAGGGUCCCUAGGCCUCCACUUCUGAGGGCAGCCCCUCUGGUGCCAAAAGCUCUCCUCCAGCUCCAGGUUGGCCAUGUCUCUUUUCUUCUCUGAAGACAGCAUCCUGACUCCAUUUGGAACACUUUCCUGAGAUGCACUUACUUCUCAGCUUCUGCGAUCAGCUUAUCAUCACCACCACCCUCCAGAGAAUUUUUACACAAGAAGAGCCAAAUUGACUCUCUAAAUCUGGUGUAUGAGUAUUAAAUAAAAUUCAUUCUCAAGGCUAAUAAAAACCACAUUGGCAUUUU